Nerophis lumbriciformis (worm pipefish) is the source of this 20296-nucleotide messenger RNA. RefSeq lists its product as uncharacterized. Gene Ontology annotation, molecular function: protein binding. Gene Ontology annotation, cellular component: cytoplasm; nucleus; costamere. NCBI's taxonomy places the organism in Eukaryota, Metazoa, Chordata, Actinopteri, Syngnathiformes, Syngnathidae. The record is from RefSeq and is a predicted model, not a curated record. Gene Ontology annotation, biological process: regulation of RNA splicing.
GUAGCGAGGAGGGAGGAAGAGGAAGAUGAGGAAGGUUAAGAAGCAGAACCAAGGGAUGAGUCUGUGUUGGGAGGGGGUGGGCCGGCAGCUCCUCCCAUAAUUAAGUUAUCGAGCAGUGCUGGAGGUCCGUGUUUACAGCUUGCUGGCACUCUCCAUUCGGCGGACGGACGACAGCGAGCGCGCUCACUCUUUUCUCGCAAGUCAUCUUUGGGUGCCACCGGAGCCGAGGACAUCCCCGCCAUCCCUCCAUCGGUCCCGCCUCGGCAGGCCUAUAGGAGCCGGUCUUCGCCAUCAUGUGCGACUGUUUCCACCUGGCCUUCCCGAACUGGCACGCCGCCCCUUCAGGGACAGGAACUCGUCGCAGGCUGAGAGGACCAGAACUCCCCUCAGAGGACCAUUCAGCAUGUGACGAGCCAUCACAUUUCAACGAAGGAGAGAGACCGCGCCCUCAAGGAUCGUCCCCUGUUGAAGAACAUCCAGAAAAUGAGAAAUACAGCGACAGUGACAAAGAGUGUGAGCAUGAGCCACACCAGAAGGGAGGGAGAGGAAAGAAGACUAAAAAGUCUGGCUUUAGGUGCGGAUUUGACCGGCGCUCAACACCAAAGAUGAGCAAACUGAAGGAAGCGUACAGCCCAGAGUCAGGAGUGAUAGUGAAAACAGCUAAUGAUGGUUGUGCAGAAGGUCUUGUCUAUGGCGGGGGAGGAAAAGAAGGAAUCUUCAUUAAGGAAGUAGUACCAGAGUCACCUGCCUAUAAAAAUCUACAAUUGAAAGAAGGUGAUCAGAUUCUGAGCGCCACCGUUUAUUUUGACAAUGUGUCAUAUCAGGACGCCAUUCAGAUAAUGGAGCAUGCUCAAGGUUACAAAAUGAAGCUCUGCUUAAAGAGGAAACCAGACAUCACAGACACUGAACCCACGGCUGAAUGUGACAUCAUCCCUGAGGAUGAAACCUUUACUCCAGAGAUGAGAGAGCAUGGGAAAACCAAAAGGCGAGGUGAUGCGCGCAUUUCUUGGCCCAAAUUUCCUUCUUUAAGGAGAGGACGAAAAUCCCGCUUUGCAAGAUCUCACAGUUCGUCAGAGGCUGACGAGCAGAGAAAGUUGGAGUUGAGUCCCACAACAAGCGACACAGAGUCCCCAAUAAAAUCUCAGGAGGCCCUUAAAGGCAAAAAACGGCAUAAGAUGAAGCUUCCAACUCUAACAAAGAGAGGUCGCAUUAGUUCAUCAGAAGAGCAGGACACGGACGCACCAACAGUAACUGAAAGUCACCAAACACAAGAUGCUGUGAAACUGGUUUCACCGGAAAGCCUUCAAAGCCCUUUGGGAGGAAGACCUGAAGUCCAUGGGACAGAAGAUUUGACUCUGAUAGAAGACUGCGAAAAACGAAAAUUGUCUAAACCACAAUCUGUUCAACACAAGGUGGAGCUCUUUGCUAUAGACAGCACUUUGAAAACAACAGAUAUAACGAUGGCUCUGGCAGGCCAAGAGAGCCCUUCUGGACCCCUGUCUCCGGACGGUAAGAAGAAAAAGAAAGAAAGGUCAGAAUUUAAAACAAAAAUCUUAGGGAAGGAUAAAUCACAAAAGAAGGAGACAAAAGCAAAAUCACCCAAAAGGCUAAAAACACUUGGUGCAAGUUUAGAAAGACCAGAUCAAGCCAUUGUUAAGGGGGAAUUGCCAGAUGAAGUGGCCAAUAUUCAAAUAAUUACCAGUGAGAGGAUUGAAGAAACAUCACCUCUCAAAAUCAAAGGAAAAACUAAAAAAAGAACAGUCCUUCCGAAGCGUGAAGACAUUGAGAUUCCCGGUAUGGAGGCUGUGUUGAUAAGGACCAAAGCCAAAGGACCUCAUGAAGAGACACCAGAAAUUGUCCAACUGUCAAUUGAUGUGGACAGAGUAAAAGAGGCAGUUUCAAAGUUACCUGGAUAUAAACUGCCAAAGGUUGAUAUGUGUGGAGUACCUAUCCCUGAAGAAAUUACUGUCAUUGAUGCAAACGCACAAAGAAUAUCAGUAAAAACCCCCACAAAAGUUGCUGACAGCAAAACAAAACAGGACGCACCCAUCAGUAAGUUGGAGGUCACUGCUUCUCAAGAAUUAUCCACAGAUUCAUACAGACUACCAAAGACCAAACUGGGUGAUUUAACAUCAGAAGAAGUCCUAAGUGUGACAACGGUGGACCAAAGCAACACACGAAGCUCAAAAGAUUCUGAGAAGAAAUCAAAGACAGCAAAGAUAGUAUUGCCAAGCAUUGGGUUUUCAAAGUCAGACUUUAGAAUUCCUGAAAUUGGAAUGUAUUUGCCAAAACCAAAUAUUUCUGGCCAAAAUGGUGACGAGGUUAAAGAAGAAAAAACUGUAUUCCUACAAGAAAAGUUGUUCAAAACUGCGGUACGUGAAGACAGCAUACUGAGUUGGGAGACCAAAGCAGAUGUCAAAAAGCAAGAAGCUGAAACCACUGCUGCAGAACUUUCAAGUGAACUUGGAGACACUGGUGAGGGUUUUGCAUACAUUGAUUCAGUUGAUUCACCAGUCGAGAAAGAUCUUGAAGAAAAAGGAAGCCCGUUUACAAUGCUAAAAUUUGAAGUAUCCCUGCCCAAAUUAAGAAGCCCUGAAAUUGAAUUAGGCUUGUCAAAGAAAGAAGUCAAAUCACCUGAUGCUAAAUCAGCAUACACAAAUAUUCCAGAAGAGAAGUCGGUAGUUGGCAUUGCAAGGUCGCCCUUAGAAACUGAAGAGGAAUUAAAAGGAAGGAAGUUUAAAAUGCCUAAUCUUGAUUUCACAAUGCCUGAAAUCGCUGGGCCACAAAUCAAUGUUGACUUUUUCAAGAAAAAUGUGUAUGUAAAAGCGCCAGAACCUGAAUCUCAGGAUGCAAGUCUUGGAAAAGCACAUGCAUCACCACUGCAAGAUAAAAAACCUGAACAAGAAAUGUUACACCCUUAUUCCUGUGUUGAACAAGAAAGCAAAGUUGAGCUUUCAACAUUGAAUGUAAAAGGCCCUGCUAUUAAUUUAUGCUUUUCUAAAGAAGGUGAAUAUGCCACUAUUGCAGAGCCCAAGCUCCAAGUUAAGCUCCCUGAUGUGAAUCUUGGAAAAGCAUCCAUUUUAGUUCAGAAGGAAAAUCCUGACAACAGUGAGGCCAAAGCCGACGCUCAAGUGAAACUUCGAGCAGCGCCAUCGACUCCGAUGAGAAUUAAACCACCUGAAUAUGAAGCAGAAUAUGACGAACAAGGAAUGAAGUUCAAAAUGCCGAAGUUAGGAAUAAAAAUGCCUAAAAUAAAACAUCCAGAAAUUGAAACUGUACCCAAGAAAAAACUAAAUGAUUUAAGCCUUAAAUCAAGUGUUAAGCUCAAGCACCCAGAUGUACCUGAAGCUGAACUUGGAAAAGUGAAUAUCCGCAUUUCAGAGGCAAAAGUAAAAGUUCAAGAACCCGAACUAGAGCUUAAACCUUUGUAUAAUGAAGGUGGACUUGAAGGAAAAGGAAGCAAAUUCAAAAUGCCAAAAUUUGAAGUCUCAAUGCCAAAAGUAAAGGCACCGGAAAUUGAUCUAAAUAUCACAAACAAAGAUAUCACUGCCCCAGGUAAAACAGCUGAAAUAAAACUUCCUGAUGCGGAACUAAAAGAGACUAUUAAAGAUAAUGUUCACCUUCAUCAAGUUGGAUUAAAACAAUCCUCAGGCACAAUGGAAAUAAAAGAUUACGAAACUAAUAUUGAACCAAGUAAUGUUGAGGGUUCACCGUCAAAAUUUAAACUGCCAACAUUUAAGAUACCCAAACUCGGUGUGGCCUUACCAGACGUCAGCGUUGGAGUACUUGAUACGAACAAAGAUGAAGAGGAUGUAAAAUCAAAAGAAUUAAAUAUUGAAGCCACACUACCUGAGGCUGCUAUUGACUUUGAUGUCAAAAUGAAAAGGUCAAAAUUUUCAUUCCCCAAAUUCUCAUUUGCAAAGCAAAGUAACAAAGAAUCUGAAAUUGAUAUUGAUCUCCCAGACGUUGAUAUUUCUAUUCCAGCAGAAAGGUUGGGGAUUACACACCCACAACUGGAGAUUCACCCACCAAAAGUUGAUGUCAAAAUAAGUGGCCAAGAGAGCACGUUUAAAAUGCCAAAGUUUGGAAUUUCAAUGCCAAAAAUAAAAAGUCCUGACAUUGAUAUAAGUUUAUCAAAGAAAGAUGUAGACAUUACACUCCCAGAAGCUGAAGUUGAACUCACAGAUAUUGAAAUGAAACUACCAUCAGCUAAAGUGGAUAUUGAAGCGCCUGAGAUUGACGUUCCUGAAGUGGAAAUCAAAGCUCCUAAAAUUGAAGUUCAACCAGGGGGUGUUGAAGUAUCUCCAUCAAAAUUUAAACGGCCAACAAUGAAAUUACCAAAAUUCUCAUUUAGAAAGCAAAGUAGCCAAGAGUCAGACGAUGAUGUUGGUGCCCCAGAUGUGGAUAUUCCUAUUCUAGAAGGAAGUUUGGAGAUCACCCAACCACAAAUGGAGUUUCACCCGUCAGAAGUUGAUGUCAACAUAAGAAGCCAGGAGAGCAAGUUUAAAAUGCCAAAGUUCGGUAUCUCUCUGCCAAAAAUAAAAAAUCCUGACAUUGAUAUAAGUUUGUCAAAGAAAGAUAGAGAUAUUACAUUCCCAGAAACUGAAGUCGCCGAUAUUGACAUUAAACUACCAUCAGCCAAAGUUGAUAUUGAAGCAACUAAUAUUGAAGUUCAACAAGGAGAUGUUGAAGGAUCUCCAUCAAAAUUCAAACUGCCAACGGUGAAAAUACCUAAAUUGUCAUUUGGAAAGCAAAGUAGCAAAGAAUCUGACAUUGACGUUGGUCUCCCAGAUGUUGAUGUUUCUAAUCCAGAAGGAAAUUUGGAGAUCACGAAACCACAAGUGGAGUUUCACCCACCAGAAGUUGAUGUCAAAAUAAGUGGCCAGGAGAGCAAGUUUAAAAUGCCAAAGUUUGGCAUUUCCAUUCCAAAAAUAAAAAGUCCUGACAUUGAUAUAAGUUUAUCAAAGAAAGAUGGUGAAAUCACAUUCCCAGAAGGUAAAGUUGACCUAAGAGACACGGAAAUUGAAUUACCAUCAGCUAAAGUGGAUAUUGAAGCGCCUGAGAUUGAAGUUCCUGAAGUGGAAAUUGAAGCUCCUAAGAUUGAAGUUCAAACAGGUGGUGUUGAAGGAUCUCCAUCAAAAUUCAAACUGCCAACAAUGAAAUUACCCAAAUUCUCAUUUAGAAAGCAAAGUAGCCAAGAGACAGAUGUUGAGGUUGGUCUCCCAGAUAUUGAUGUUUCUAUUCCAGAAGGAAGUUUGGAGAUCACGAAACCACAAGUGGAGUUUCACCCACCAGAAGUUGAUGUCAAAAUAAGUGGCCAGGAGAGCAAGUUUAAAAUGCCAAAGUUCGGCAUCUCAAUGCCAAAAAUAAAAAGUCCUGACAUUGAUAUAAGUUUGUCAAAGAAAGACAGAGAUAUUACAUACCCAGAAGCUGAAGUCGCCGAUAUUGACAUUAAACUACCAUCAGCUAAAGUUGAUAUUGAAGCGACUAAUGUUGAAGUUCAACCAGGUGAUGUUGAAGGGUCUCCAUCAAAAUUCAAACUGCCAAUGAUAAAAUUACCCAAAUUGUCAUUUAGAAAGCAAAGUAGCAAAGAGUUUGACGUUGACGUUGGUCUCCCAGAUGUUGAUGUUUCUAUUCCAGAAGGAAGUUUGGAGAUCACGCAACCACAAGUGGAGUUUCACCCACCAGAAGUUGAUGUCAAAAUAAGUGGCCAGGAGAGCAAGUUUAAAAUGCCAAAGUUUGGCAUUUCCAUGCCAAAAAUAAAAAGUCCUGAUAUUGAUAUAAGCUUAUCAACGAAAGAUGGAGACAUUACACUACCAGACGCUGAAGUUGAGCUCAGAGAUAUUAAAAUUAAACUACCAUCAGCUAAAGUGGAUAUUGAAGCGCCUGAGAUUGAUGUUCCUGAAGUGGAAAUUGAAACUCCUAAGAUUGAAGUUAAACCAGGUGAUGUCGAAGUAUCUCCAUCAAAAUUCAAACUGCCAACAAUGAAGUUACCCAAAUUGUCAUUUGGAAAGCAAAGUAGCAAAGAGUUUGACGUUGACGUUGGUCUCCCAGAUAAUGAUGUUUCUAUUCCGGAAAGAAGUUUGGAGAUCACGCAACCACAAGUGGAGUUUCACCCACCAGAAGUUGAUGUCAAAAUAAGUGGCCAGGAGAGCAAGUUUAAAAUGCCAAAGUUUGGCAUUUCCAUGCCAAAAAUAAAAAGUCCUGAUAUUGAUAUAAGUUCAUCAAACAAAUAUGGCGAUAUCACACUACCAAAAGCUAAACUUGACCUAAGAGAUACAGAGAUUAAACUACCAUCAGCUAAAGUGGAAAUUGAAGCGCCUGAGAUUGACGUUCCUGAAGUGGAAAUUGAAGCUCCUAAGAUUGAAGUUCAACCAGGGGCUGUUGAAGUAUCUCCAUCAAAAUUCAAACUGCCAACAAUGAAAUUACCCAAAUUUUCAUUUAGAAAGCAAAGUAGCCAAGAGGCAGACGUUGAGGUUGGUCUCCCAGAUGUUGAUAUUUCUAUUCCAGAACAAAGUUUGGAGAUCACUCAACCACAAGUGGAGUUUCACCCACCAGAAGUUGAUGUCAAAAUAAGUGACCAGGAGAGCAAGUUUAAAAUGCCAAACUUUGGCAUUUCCAUGCCAAAAAUAAAAAGUCCUGACAUUGAUAUAAGUUUGUCAAAGAAGGAUAGCGAUAUUACAUUCCCAGAAGCUGAAGUCGCCGAUAUUGACAUUAAACUACCAUCAGUCAAAGUUGAUAUUGAAGCGACUAAUAUUGAAGUUAAACCAGGUGAUGUUGAAGGACCUCCAUCAAAAUUCAAACUGCCAACGAUGAAAUUACCCAAAUUGUCAAUUGGAAAGCAAAGUAGCAAAGAAUUUGAGUUUGACAUUGAUCUCCCAGAUGUUGAUGUUUCUAUUCCAGAAGGAAGUUUGGAGAUCACGCAACCACAAGUGGAGUUUCAGCCACCAGAAGUUGAUGUCAAAAUAAGUGGCCAGGAGAGCAAAUUUAAAAUGCCAAAGUUUGGCAUUUCCAUUCCAAAGAUAAAAAGUCCUGACAUUGAUAUAAGUUUAUCAAAGAAAGAUGGCCAUAUCACAUUCCCAGAAGCUAAAGUUGACCUAAGAGAUACGGAAAUUGAAUUACCAUCAGCUAAAAUGGAUAUUGAAGCGCCUGAGAUUGACGUUCCUAAAGUGGAAAUUGAAGCUCCUAAGAUUGAAGUUCAACCAGGAGGUGUUGAAGUAUCUCCAUCAAAAUUCAAACUGCCAACAAUGAAAUUACCCAAAUUCUCAUUUAGAAAGCAAAGUAGCCAAGAGACAGACGUUGAGGUUGGUCUCCCAGAUGUUGAUGUUUCUAUUCCAGAAGGAAGUUUGGAGAUCACGCAACCAAAUGUGGAGUUUCACCCACCAGAAGUUGAUGUCAAAAUAGGUGACAAGGAGAGCAAGUUUAAAAUGCCAAAAUUUGGCAUUUCCAUUCCAAAAAUAAAAAGUCCUGACAUUGAUAUAAAUUUAUCAAAGAAAUAUGGCGAUAUCACACUCCCAGAAGCUAAAGUUGACCUAAGAGAUACAGAAAUUAAACUACCAUCAGCUAAAGUGGAAAUUGAAGCGCCUGAGAUUGACGUUCCUGAAGUGGAAAUUGAAGCUCCUAAGAUUGAAGUUCAACCAGGGGGUGUUGAAGUAUCUCCAUCAAAAUUCAAACUGCCAACAAUGAAAUUACCCAAAUUCUCAUUUAGAAAGCAAAGUAGCCAAGAGACAGACGUUGAGGUUGGUCUCCCAGAUGUUGAUGUUUCUAUUCCAGAAGGAAGUUUGGAGAUCACUCAACCACAAGUGGAGUUUCACCCACCAGAGGUUGAUGUCAAAAUAAGUGGCCAGGAGAGCAAGUUUAAAAUGCCAAAGUUUGGCAUUUCCAUGCCAAAAAUAAAAAGUCCUGACAUUGAUAUAAGUUUGUCAAAGAAGGAUAGAGAUAUUACAUUCCCAGAAGCUGAAGUCGCUGAUAUUGACAUUAAACUACCAUCAGCAAAAGUUGAUAUUGAAGCGACUAAUAUUGAAGUUAAACCAGGUGAUGUUGAAGGAUCUCCAUCAAAAUUCAAACUGCCAACGAUGAAAUUACCCAAAUUGUCAUUUGGAAAGCAAAGUAGCAAAGAAUUUGGCGUUGACAUUGGUCUCCCAGAUGUUGAUGUUUCUAUUCCAGAGGGAAGUUUGGAGAUCACACAACCACAAGUGGAGUUUCAGCCACCAGAAGUUGAUGUCAAAAUAAGUGGCCAGGAGAGCAAAUUUAAAAUGCCAAAGUUUGGCAUUUCCAUUCCAAAGAUAAAAAGUCCUGAUAUUGAUAUAAGUUUAUCAAAGAAAGAUGGCCAUAUCACAUUCCCAGAAGCUAAAGUUGACCUAAGAGAUACAGAAAUUGAAUUACCAUCAGCUAAAGUGGAAAUUGAAGCGCCUGAGAUUGACAUUCCUGAAGUGGAAAUUGAAGCUCCUAAGAUUGAAGUUCAAGCAGGGGGUGUUGAAGUAUCUCCAUCAAAAUUCAAACUGCCAACAAUGAAAUUCCCCAAAUUCUCAUUUAGAAAGCAAAGUAGCCAGGAGACUGACGUUGAGGUUGGUCUCCCAGAUGUUGAUGUUUCUAUUCCAGAAGGAAGUUUGGAGAUCACGCAACCACAAGUGGAGUUUCACCCACCAGAAGUUGAUGUCAAAAUAGGUGACCAGGAGAGCAAGUUUAAAAUGCCAAAGUUUGGCAUUUCCAUUCCAAAAAUAAAAAGUCCUGACAUUGAUAUAAGUUUAUCAAAGAAAUAUGGCGAUAUCACAUUGCCAGAAGCUAAAGUUGACCUAAAAGAUACAGAAAUGAAACUACCAUCAGCUAAAGUGGAAAUUGAAGCGCCUGAGAUUGACAUUCCUGAAGUGGAAAUUGAAGCUCCUAAGAUUGAAGUUCAAACAGGUGGUGUUGAAGUAUCUCCAUCAAAAUUCAAACUGCCAACAAUGAAAUUCCCCAAAUUCUCAUUUAGAAAGCAAAGUAGCCAGGAGACUGACGUUGAGGUUGGUCUCCCAGAUGUUGAUGUUUCUAUUCCAGAAGGAAGUUUGGAGAUCACUCAACCACAAGUGGAGUUUCACCCACCAGAAGUUGAUGUCAAAAUAAGUGGCCAGGAGAGCAAAUUUAAAAUGCCAAAGUUUGGCAUUUCCAUGCCAAAAAUAAAAAGUCCUGACAUUGAUAUAAGUUUGUCAAAUAAGGAUAGAGAUAUUACAUUCCCAGAAGCUGAAGUCGCCGAUAUUGACAUUAAACUACCAUCAGCCAAAGUUGAUAUUGAAGCGACUAAUAUUGAAGUUAAACCAGGUGAUGUUGAAGGAUCUCCAUCAAAAUUCAAACUACCAACAAUGAAAUUACCCAAAUUGUCAUUUGGAAAGCAAAGUAGCAAAGAGUUUGACGUUGAGGUUGGUCUCCCAGAUGUUGAUGUUUCUAUUCCAGAAGGAAGUUUGGAGAUCACACAACCACAAGUGGAGUUUCAGCCACCAGAAGUUGAUGUCAAAAUAGGUGGCCAGGAGAGCAAAUUUAAAAUGCCAAAGUUUGGCAUUUCCAUUCCAAAGAUAAAAAGUCCCGAUAUUGAUAUAAAUAUAUCAAAGAAAGAUGGCCAUAUCACAUUCCCAGAAGCUAAAAUUGACCUAAGAGAUACAGAAAUUGAAUUACCAUCAGCUAAAGUGGGUAUUGAAGCGCCUGAGAUUGAGGUUCCUGAAGUGGAAAUUGAAGUUCCUAAGAUUGAAGUUCAAGCAGGGGGUGUUGAAGUAUCUCCAUCAAAAUUCAAACUGCCAACAAUGAAAUUACCCAAAUUCUCAUUUAGAAAGCAAAGUAGCCAAGAUACAGACGUUGAGGUUGGUCUCCCAGAAGUUGAUGUUUCUAUUCCAGAAGGAAGUUUGGGGAUCACACAACCACAAGUGGAGUUUCAGCCACCAGAAGUUGAUGUCAAAAUAAGUGGCCAGGAGAGCAAAUUUAAAAUGCCAAAGUUUGGCAUUUCCAUUCCAAAGAUAAAAAGUCCCGAUAUUGAUAUAAAUAUAUCAAAGAAAGAUGGCCAUAUCACAUUCCCAGAAGCUAAAAUUGACCUAAGAGAUACAGAAAUUGAAUUACCAUCAGCUAAAGUGGAUAUUGAAGCGCCUGAGAUUGAGGUUCCUGAAGUGGAAAUUGAAGUUCCUAAGAUUGAAGUUCAACCAGGGGGUGUUGAAGUAUCUCCAUCAAAAUUCAAACUGCCAACAAUGAAAUUACCCAAAUUCUCAUUUAGAAAGCAAAGUAGCCAAGAGACAGACGUUGAGGUUGGUCUCCCAGAUGUUGAUGUUUCUAUUCCAGAAGGAAGUUUGGAGAUCACGCAACCACAAGUGGAGUUUCACCCACCAGAAGUUGAUGUCAAAAUAGGUGACCAGGAGAGCAAGUUUAAAAUGCCCAAGUUUGGCAUUUCCAUUCCAAAAAUAAAAAGUCCUGACAUUGAUAUAAGUUUAUCAAAGAAAUAUGGUGAUAUCACAUUGCCAGAAGCUAAAGUUGACCUAAAAGAUACAGAAAUGAAACUACCAUCAGCUAAAGUGGAAAUUGAAGCGCCUGAGAUUGACGUUCCUGAAGUGGAAAUUGAAGCUCCUAAGAUUGAAGUUCAAACAGGUGGUGUUGAAGUAUCUCCAUCAAAAUUCAAACUGCCAACAAUGAAAUUCCCCAAAUUCUCAUUUAGAAAGCAAAGUAGCCAGGAGACUGACAUUGAGGUUGGUCUCCCAGAUGUUGAUGUUUCUAUUCCAGAAGGAAGUUUGGAGAUCACUCAACCACAAGUGGAGUUUCACCCACCAGAAGUUGAUGUCAAAAUAAGUGGCCAGGAGAGCAAAUUUAAAAUGCCAAAGUUUGGCAUUUCCAUGCCAAAAAUAAAAAGUCCUGACAUUGAUAUAAGUUUGUCAAAGAAGGAUAGAGAUAUUACAUUCCCAGAAGCUGAAGUCGCCGAUAUUGACAUUAAACUACCAUCAGCCAAAGUUGAUAUUGAAGCGACUAAUAUUGAAGUUAAACCAGGUGAUGUUGAAGGAUCUCCAUCAAAAUUCAAACUACCAACGAUGAAAUUACCCAAAUUGUCAUUUGGAAAGCAAAGUAGUAAAGAAUUUGACGUUGACAUUGGUCUCCCAGAUGUUGAUGUUUCUAUUCCAGAAGGAAGUUUGGAGAUCACACAACCACAAGUGGAGUUUCAGCCACCAGAAGUUGAUGUCAAAAUAAGUGGCCAGGAGAGCAAAUUUAAAAUGCCAAAGUUUGGCAUUUCCAUUCCAAAGAUAAAAAGUCCUGAUAUUGAUAUAAGUUUAUCAAAGAAAGAUGGCCAUAUCACAUUCCCAGAAGCUAAAGUUGACCUAAGACAUACAGAAAUUGAAUUACCAUCAGCUAAAGUGGAUAUUGAAACGCCUGAGAUUGACGUUCCUGAAGUGGAAAUUGAAGCUCCUAAGAUUGAAGUUCAACCAGGGGGUGUUGAAGUAUCUCCAUCAAAAUUCAAACUGCCAACAAUGAAAUUACCCAAAUUUUCAUUUAGGAAGCAAAGUAGCCAAGAGACAGACAUUGAGGUUGGUCUCCCAGAUGUUGAUGUUUCUAUUCCAGAGGGAAGUUUGGAGAUCACACAACCACAAGUGGAGUUUCAGCCACCAGAAGUUGAUGUCAAAAUAAGUGGCCAGGAGAGCAAAUUUAAAAUGCCAAAGUUUGGCAUUUCCAUUCCAAAGAUAAAAAGUCCUGAUAUUGAUAUAAGUUUAUCAAAGAAAGAUGGCCAUAUCACAUUCCCAGAAGCUAAAGUUGACCUAAGACAUACAGAAAUUAAAUUACCAUCAGCUAAAGUGGAUAUUGAAACGCCUGAGAUUGACGUUCCUGAAGUGGAAAUUGAAGCUCCUAAGAUUGAAGUUCAACCAGGGGGUGUUGAAGUAUCUCCAUCAAAAUUCAAACUGCCAACAAUGAAAUUACCCAAAUUUUCAUUUAGAAAGCAAAGUAGCCAAGAGACAGACAUUGAGGUUGGUCUCCCAGAUGUUGAUGUUUCUAUUCCAGAGGGAAGUUUGGAGAUCACUCAACCACAAGUGGAGUUUCACCCACCAGAAGUUGAUGUCAAAAUAAGUGGCCAGGAGAGCAAGUUUAAAAUGCCAAAGUUUGGCAUUUCCAUGCCAAAAAUAAAAAGUCCUGAUAUUGAUAUAAGUUUGUCAAAGAAGGAUAGAGAUAUUACAUUACCAGAAGCUGAAGUCACCGAUAUUGACAUUAAACUACCAUCAGCCAAAGUUGAUAUUGAAGCGACUAAUAUUGAAGUUAAACCAGGUGAUGUUGAAGGAUCUCCAUCAAAAUUCAAACUACCAACGAUGAAAUUACCCAAAUUGUCAUUUGGAAAGCAAAGUAGUAAAGAAUUUGACGUUGACAUUGGUCUCCCAGAUGUUGAUGUUUCUAUUCCAGAAGGAAGUUUGGAGAUCACACAACCACAAGUGGAGUUUCAGCCACCAGAAGUUGAUGUCAAAAUAAGUGGCCAGGAGAGCAAAUUUAAAAUGCCAAAGUUUGGCAUUUCCAUUCCAAAGAUAAAAAGUCCUGAUAUUGAUAUAAGUUUAUCAAAGAAAGAUGGCCAUAUCACAUUCCCAGAAGCUAAAGUUGACCUAAGACAUACAGAAAUUGAAUUACCAUCAGCUAAAGUGGAUAUUGAAACGCCUGAGAUUGACGUUCCUGAAGUGGAAAUUGAAGCUCCUAAGAUUGAAGUUCAACCAGGGGGUGUUGAAGUAUCUCCAUCAAAAUUCAAACUGCCAACAAUGAAAUUACCCAAAUUUUCAUUUAGAAAGCAAAGUAGCCAAGAGACAGACAUUGAGGUUGGUCUCCCAGAUGUUGAUGUUUCUAUUCCAGAGGGAAGUUUGGAGAUCACUCAACCACAAGUGGAGUUUCAGCCACCAGAAGUUGAUGUCAAAAUAAGUGGCCAGGAGAGCAAGUUUAAAAUGCCAAAGUUUGGCAUUUCCAUGCCAAAAAUAAAAAGUCCUGACAUUGAUAUAAGUUUGUCAAAGAAGGAUGGAGAUAUUACAUUCCCAGAAGCUGAAGUCGCCGAUAUUGACAUUAAACUACCAUCAGCCAAAGUUGAUAUUGAAGCGACUAAUAUUGAAGUUAAACCAGGUGAUGUUGAAGGAUCUCCAUCAAAAUUCAAACUACCAACGAUGAAAUUACCCAAAUUGUCAUUUGGAAAGCAAAGUAGUAAAGAAUUUGACGUUGACAUUGGUCUCCCAGAUGUUGAUGUUUCUAUUCCAGAAGGAAGUUUGGAGAUCACACAACCACAAGUGGAGUUUCAGCCACCAGAAGUUGAUGUCAAAAUAAGUGGCCAGGAGAGCAAAUUUAAAAUGCCAAAGUUUGGCAUUUCCAUUCCAAAGAUAAAAAGUCCUGAUAUUGAUAUAAGUUUAUCAAAGAAAGAUGGCCAUAUCACAUUCCCAGAAGCUAAAGUUGACCUAAGACAUACAGAAAUUGAAUUACCAUCAGCUAAAGUGGAUAUUGAAACGCCUGAGAUUGACGUUCCUGAAGUGGAAAUUGAAGCUCCUAAGAUUGAAGUUCAACCAGGGGGUGUUGAAGUAUCUCCAUCAAAAUUCAAACUGCCAACAAUGAAAUUACCCAAAUUUUCAUUUAAAAAGCAAAGUAGCCAAGAGACAGACAUUGAGGUUGGUCUCCCAGAUGUUGAUGUUUCUAUUCCAGAGGGAAGUUUGGAGAUCACUCAACCACAAGUGGAGUUUCACCCACCAGAAGUUGAUGUCAAAAUAAGUGGCCAGGAGAGCAAGUUUAAAAUGCCAAAGUUUGGCAUUUCCAUGCCAAAAAUAAAAAGUCCUGAUAUUGAUAUAAGUUUGUCAAAGAAGGAUAGAGAUAUUACAUUACCAGAAGCUGAAGUCACCGAUAUUGACAUUAAACUACCAUCAGCCAAAGUUGAUAUUGAAGCGACUAAUAUUGAAGUCAAACCAGGUGAUGUUGAAGGAUCCCCAUCAAAAUUCAAACUGCCAACGAUGAAAUUACCAAAAUUGUCAUUUGGAAAGCAAAGUAGCAAAGAAUUUGACGUUGACAUUGAUCUCCCAGAUGUUGAUGUUUCUUUUCCAGAAGGAAGUUUGGAGAUCACGCAACCACAAGUGGAGUUUCAACCACCAGAAGUUGAUGUCAAAAUAAGUGGCCAGGAGAGCAAAUUUAAAAUGCCAAAGUUUGGCAUUUCCAUUCCAAAGAUAAAAAGUCCUGAUAUUGAUAUACGUUUAUCAAAGAAAGAUGGCCAUAUGACAUUCCCAGAAGCUAAAGUUGACCUAAGAGAUACAGAAAUUGAAUUACCAUCAGCUAAAGUGGAAAUUGAAGCUCCUAAGAUUGAAGUUCAACCAGGGGGUGUUGAAGUAUCUCCAUCAAAAUUCAAACUGCCAACAAUGAAAUUACCCAAAUUUUCAUUUAGAAAGCAAAGUAGCCAAGAGACAGACAUUGAGGUUGGUCUCCCAGAUGUUGAUGUUUCUAUUCCAGAAGGAAGUUUGGAGAUCACGCAACCACAAGUGCAGUUUCAACCACCAGAAGUUGAUGUCAAAAUAAGUGGCCAGGAGAGCAAAUUUAAAAUGCCAAAGUUUGGCAUUUCCAUUCCAAAGAUAAAAAGUCCUGAUAUUGAUAUAAGUUUAUCAAAGAAAGAUGGCCAUAUCACAUUCCCAGAAGCUAAAGUUGACCUAAGAGAUACGGAAAUUGAAUUACCAUCAGCUAAAGUGGAAAUUGAAGCGCCUGAGAUUGACGUUCCUGAAGUGGAAAUUGAAGCUCCUAAGAUUGAAGUUCAACCAGGGGGUGUUAAAGUAUCUCCAUCAAAAUUUAAACUUCCAACAAUGAAACUACCCAAAUCGUCAUUUGGAAAGCAAAGUAGCAAAGAGUUUGAUGUUGACAUUGGUCUCCCAGAUGUUGAUGUUUGUAUUCCAGAAGGAAGUUUGGAGAUCACGCAACCAAAUGUGGAAUUUCACACACCAGAAGUUGAUGUCAAAAUAGGUGACCAGGAGAGCAAGUUUAAAAUGCCACAGUUUGGCAUUUCCAUUCCAAAAAUAAAAAGUCCUGACAUUGAUAUAAGUUUAUCAAAGAAAUAUGGCGAUAUAACACUCCCAGAAGCUAAAGUUGACCUAAGAGAUACAGAAAUUAAACUACCAUCAGCUAAAGUGGAAAUUGAAGCGCCUGAGAUUGACGUUCCUGAAGUGGAAAUUGAAGCUUCUAAGAUUGAAGUUCAACCAGGGGGUGUUGAAGUAUCUCCAUUAAAAUUCAAACUGCCAACGAUGAAAUUACCCAAAUUGUCAUUCGGAAAGCAAAGUAGCAAAGAAUUUGACGUUGACGUUGGUCUCCCAGAUGUUGAUGUUUCUGUUCCAGAAGGAAGUUUGGAGAUCACGCAACCACAAGUGGAGUUUCACCCACCAGAAGUUGAUGUCAAAAUAAGUGGCCAGGAGAGCAAAUUUAAAAUGCCAAAGUUUGGUAUUUCCAUUCCAAAGAUAAAAAGUCCUGACAUUGAUAUAAGUUUAUCAAAGAAAGAUGGCGAUAUCACAUUCCCAGAAGGUAAAGUUGACCUAAGAGAUACGGAAAUUGAAUUACCAUCAGCUAAAGUGGAAAUUGAAGCGCCUGAGAUUGACGUUCCUGAAAUGGAAAUUGAAGCUCCUAAGAUUGAAGUUCAACCAGGUGAUGUUAAAGUAUCUCCAUCAAAAUUUAAACUUCCAACAAUGAAAUUACCCAAAUUGUCAUUUGGAAAGCAAAGUAGCAAAGACUUUGACGUUGACGUUGGUCUCCCAAAUGUUGAUGUUUCUAUUCCAGAAGGAAGUUUGGUGAUCACGCAACCACAAGUAGAGUUUCACCCACCAGAAGUUGAUGUCAAAGUAGGUGGCCAGGAGAGCAAGUUUAAAAUGCCAAAGUUUGGUAUUUCCAUUCCAAAGAUAAAAAGUCCUGACAUUGAUAUAAGUUUAUCAAAGAAAGAUGGCGAUAUCACAUUCCCAGAAGGUAAAGUUGACCUAAGAGAUACGGAAAUUGAAUUACCAUCAGCUAAAGUGGAAAUUGAAGCGCCUGAGAUUGACGUUCCUGAAAUGGAAAUUGAAGCUCCUAAGAUUGAAGUUCAACCAGGUGAUGUUAAAGUAUCUCCAUCAAAAUUUAAACUUCCAACAAUGAAAUUACCCAAAUUGUCAUUUGGAAAGCAAAGUAGCAAAGACUUUGACGUUGACGUUGGUCUCCCAGAUGUUGAUGUUUCUAUUCCAGAAGGAAGUUUGGAGAUCACGCAACCACAAGUAGAGUUUCACCCACCAGAAGUUGAUGUCAAAGUAGGUGGCCAGGAGAGCAAGUUUAAAAUGCCAAAGUUUAGCAUUUCCAUGCCAAAAAUAAAAAGUCCUGACAUUGAUAUAAGCUUAUCAACGAAAGAUGGCGAUAUCACACUCCCAGGAGCUAAAGUUGACCUUAGAGAUACGGAAAUUAAAUUACCAUCAGCUAAAGUGGAUAUUGAAGCGCCUGAGAUUGACGUUCCUGAAGUGGAAAUUGAAGCGCCUAAGAUUGAAGUUCAGCCAGUUGAUGUUAAAGUAUCUCCAUCAAAAUUUAAACUUCCAACAAUGAAAUUACCCAAAUUGUCAUUUGGAAAGCAAAGUAGCAAAGAGUUUGACGUUGACGUUGGUCUCCCAGAUGUUGAUGUUUCUAUUCCAGAAGGAAGUUUGGAGAUCACGCAACCACAAGUAGAGUUUCACCCACCAGAAGUUGAUGUCAAAGUAGGUGGCCAGGAGAGCAAGUUUAAAAUGCCAAAGUUUGGCAUUUCCAUGCCAAAAAUAAAAAGUCCUGACAUUGAUAUAAGCUUAUCAACGAAAGAUGGCGAUAUCACACUCCCAGGAGCUAAAGUUGACCUUAGAGAUACGGAAAUUAAAUUACCAUCAGCUAAAGUGGAUAUUGAAGCGCCUGAGAUUGACGUUCCUGAAGUGGAAAUUGAAGCGCCUAAGAUUGAAGUUCAGCCAGUUGAUGUUAAAGUAUCUCCAUCAAAAUUUAAACUUCCAACAAUGAAAUUACCCAAAUUGUCAUUUGGAAAGCAAAGUAGCAAAGAGUUUGACGUUGACGUUGGUCUCCCAGAUGUUGAUGUUUCUAUUCCAGAAGGAAGUUUGGAGAUCACACAACCACAAGUAGAGUUUCACCCACCAGAAGUUGAUGUCAAAGUAGGUGGCCAGGAGAGCAAGUUUAAAAUGCCAAAGUUUGGCAUUUCCAUGCCAAAAAUAAAAAGUCCUGACAUUGAUAUAAGCUUAUCAACAAAAGAUGGCGAUAUCACACUCCCAGGAGCUAAAGUUGACCUUAGAGAUACGGAAAUUAAAUUACCAUCAGCUAAAGUGGAUAUUGAAGCGCCUGAGAUUGACGUUCCUGAAGUGGAAAUUGAAGCGCCUAAGAUUGAAGUUCAGCCAGUUGAUGUUAAAGUAUCUCCAUCAAAAUUUAAACUUCCAACAAUGAAAUUACCCAAAUUGUCAUUUGGAAAGCAAAGUAGCAAAGAGUCUGACGUUGAUGUUGCUCUCCCAGAUGUUGAUGGUUCUAUUCCAGAAGGAAGUUUGGAGAUCACGCGACCACAAGUGGAGUUUCACCCAACAAAAGUUGAUGUCAAAAUAGAUGGACAAGAUAGCAAGUUUAAAAUGCCAACGUUUGGCGUUUCCAUUACAAAAAUAAAAAGUCCUGACAUUGAUAUAAGCUUAUCAAAGAAAGAUGGAGAUAUCACACUCCCAGAAGCUGAAUUUGACCUCAGUGAUAUUGAAAUUAAACAACCAUCACCUACAGUGGAAAUUGCAUCUCCUAAAGUUGACGUUCAAAUAAGUAAUGUUGAAGACUCGUCAUCAAAAUUUAAAUUCCCAUCUUUUACAUUACCUAAAUUCGGAGUCUCGCCAUCAAAGAUUAGCGUUGAAGCACCUGGUGUGAGCAAAAACCUUGAAAUUGAUGUCAAACAUGUAGAAAUAUCUGAAGACGAUGCUACAGUCGUUGUUAUAGCACCCAGCACUGAUAUUGAAGGCCUGUCUGCACGAGGGGAACCAGAAGGAUCCAGACACAAGUCAGAUGUUGAUGCUGUAAUCAAAUUAGAGGUCAAAUUAGACGCAUCUAAAGCCAGAGUAACGGAUACUGAAAGUGUCAAAACUGAGAUUGAUGAUGUUAGCCCCACCUCUCCCAGUAAAUUCAAACUUCCAACAUUUAAAAUGCCAAAGAUGGCUUUUUCAAGACAAAAACCAGAAGGAGAAUGUGUUUCCAAAGACACAGAUGAUAAAGACAAUCAACUGGAGAUGAAAGCUGAACUGAAUGGGCACAGUAAAUCCCCACAAGCCACUCCAACACUACUUGGUGAUAUACAAAAGAAUUUUGAAGUUCAAUUUGAUGUUGCAAAAAUAGAAAAAAAGUAUGAACAUCAAGUCGCAUCAAAGAAGGUUCAAGAAGAAGAAAAACUGCAAGGAAAGGAGGUCAAUAUCAGCAAGCAACAAACUACAACAAGUCCUGAAAGGACAGGAUGGUUUAGAUUUCCAACAUUUGGGCUCUCCUCACCUGUGGAACCUGCCAAAACUCCUCAAAAAGAAGACCAGAAGGAUCAGAAGAGCCCAACAGGAGAACAUGAAGAAAUUAGCCUCACCUCUUCUGUCCUAUCGUCCGACGUCUUUGCUGAUUUCAGCUCAACAAUGACUAGUGAGCAUGUUGUCAUGUCCUCAUCAUCUCCAGCCAAGGUCACAGUCAAAUAUUCUGAUCCCAACUUCUCUCCUGAUUUCGAAGAGAUGCACGAUAACAUCCUUACUUCCACCACAAGGUCAGAGCUGAUAAGGAUUGAGCCAAAUUUACCAGAGAAAAUCACCAUCUCGUCAUCUGAGUUCUCGUCUUCAUCUGAAGAAACAGUGAGACUGCCAUCGGGAAAAAUACACGUCUUUACCUCAAAUAUACAUGCACCCCCAGAAGCACAGCGGACCAAGCUUCUUUCCACUGUCCAAACAGCCGGGGAGACCAGCCAGGCUUCUUCGUGGACUGUUGAGAGUUCUCAGAGUAGCACGAGAACUGUAUCACAGAAAAGAAUAAUUCGUGAAACGUCACAUGAAAGCAAAGAGACAGUCGUUAUUACUAAACAAAUCUCAAAAACAUUUGACCCCAAAGAGCUCUUCACUGACGAAACGGCUUCAUCCGUCCAGAGACUCAGAGACUCUGUUCACUCUGAGAAAAUUAGAUUUUUUGACGGUGUUGAGAAGUGAAAUACUUUCAUGAAAAGUGCAAGUGUGGAGCUGCCUAUAUAAAAUGUCCUGGGCCAAGUUACAAAUAAUAACAGAGAGAACAAUUGUGGAGAGAAUGUUUAAUUGAGGGCAGGUAUUAACUUUCACUGUAGCUGCAUGUUUUUUUUGUCUAGAAAAAGACAAGAGUAAUGUUGUCCACAAAGAAAAUGUGACACAACUGUUAAUAAGCUAUGUAUCUAAGUGUCUUAUGACAGUGCCUCCCCAAAUAUGCUUAAACGUGGUACAGAAAAUGUGUAAACGUUUAAGUAUCGCAGUUGUGUUCGAACAUUAGGGGGUGUUAACCAAUGGUGCAUCAUUGUGGGAAGUUAAACAAUGAAAUGGCAAAAAGUAAUGUUUAUGAUGAUUUCUAAAAGAAGAUCAUCGAGACUACAACAGUGCAGUGUAUGGCAUCAAAAAUGUGUGUAUGUUUGUGUGUCUGCUGAGGUGUUCUUGUGGCUCCCGUUCAAUUGUAAAGGAAACAAUAUCAGAAAAAAGUUAUGAUGACAAAAAGUGUACCACUGUAACUAUAUUUUUUAUUAAUAGAUUUGCUUAAAGCCUAAUUUGCUACAGUAAACAUCUAUCAGCAGUACAUUCUCAUUCAGUGUAAAUGAUGACUAAGAUAGUGCCUGUGUAAAUAGCUUUUAAUGACCUCUGGAGCAUCGCCGCAUCAUUUGUAUCCAGACGAUUUCAUGUGCUUUAACGCCAAAUGUUUGCAAGACAUGCACAAUAAAGACACAAUGUAACAAGCCAAUCAAUGUCUGUAAUUGAUGACUUACCAGAGAUUUUUGAAUAUCUGAUAGGCAUUAGGGCAGCACGGUGGAAGAGGGGUUAGUGCAUCUGUCUCACAAUACGAAGGUCCUGAGUAGUCUUGGGUUCAAUCCCGGGCUCGGGAUCUUUCUGUGUGGAGUUUGCAUGUUCUCCCCGUGACUGCGUGGGUUCCCUCCGGGUCCUCCGGCUUCCUCCCACCUCCAAAGACAUGCACCUGGGGAUAAGUUGAUUGGCAACACUAAAUUGGCCCUAGUGUGUGAAUGUGAGUGUGAAUGUUGUCUGUCUAUCUGUGUUGGCCCUGCGAUGAGGGGGCGACUUGUCCAGGGUGUACCCCGCCUUCCGCCCGAUUG